Schistocerca serialis cubense is the source of this 1114-nucleotide messenger RNA. Its product is annotated as CARD- and ANK-domain containing inflammasome adapter protein-like. Bases 19 to 669 code for a protein of 216 amino acids. Gene Ontology annotation, molecular function: protein binding. The transcript has 2 exons. NCBI's taxonomy places the organism in Eukaryota, Metazoa, Arthropoda, Insecta, Orthoptera, Acrididae. The record is from RefSeq and is a predicted model, not a curated record.
GCGCGACACCCCGAGGUGAUGGCCGGCAGCGACUGGGCGCAACUGUUGCGGGAGAAUGCAGAGGCUGCAGCAGACAUCUCCAGUCUGGUGGCGGCAGCAUUGCCACGCCCACCAUCCACAGAGACAUCGGGAUACAGCAAUAUGCCAGACAGGAUCAAGCAGAAGAUGAUGGCCAGACUUAUGGAGGCCGCUCGCAGUGGGAGCGCACGAGAAGUGUGGGCGCUGCUGCUAGCCGGAGUGGCAAAGGACGCCCGAGACGGCAGAGGAAAUACGGCGCUGCACCUGGCGGCCGACGGAGGGCACGCCAUCACUGUGAAGCACCUGCUCGAUGCGGGACUGGAUGCCAACAGUGUCAACUCGAAUAGGAGGACGCCCCUACACCUGGCAGCUCAGAGAGGGAACACGGAUGUAAUAUGGAUGCUGGUGAGAGCGUCAGCACGAGUAGACGCUCAGGAUGCCACGGGGCAGACUGCGCUCCACGUGGCUGCGAGUGUGAACACUGCUGUAAAAGAUGAUAGAGUACAUGUAGUGAAUACACUGCUCCUGGCGGGUGCGACAAAAGAUAUAACUGACUUAAAGAAGCAGAAACCUGAGCAUUUGGCAACCGUAUCAACAAAAACAGCUUUCAGCACUUUCAACACUGUUUCCAGUCCUUACAUUGACUUGUAAUAAAGUUUUACUUUAUUGUUGUUGCUGUAUACACUACAUAUUUAGCUAAAACAGUUAAGAUUCCAACUAACUUUGAUCAGGUACAGUGAUCUAGAUGUCAUCGUGCAGGCAGUGAAUUUCGUUUUAGUGUCUAAUCCUCUCAAGAAUAAACCAACUCUCAGCACACUACUUCUACUUAAACAUCUACUUAAACAACAUAUAUCUCCAGAUCCAGAUGUAAAAGGAAUGAGAUCCUCAAAAAGUUCGCACUUAUAUGAAGUUUCAGCUGAAAAUCACACAAAACUUCAUCCACAGACAUUCGUAGCUUUAUUUUGGAACCCUUAAUCCAUGCACACAUUGCCUCAGUCAUAGAACUGUGUAGUAUUUUUGUUAGAAGUUAUGAUACACAUGUGCACCAGUGAAUCCAAAUGUAUAGUGAUAAAGGCUAUUGCAUUUGAAUAAAGUU